GAAUGGCCACUUAGUUUCUCAUGUAUUUUGCUCAAGUACUAGAGCAAUUUCUCUGAUCAUACAUAGAGAUUUUCUUCCAACACAAAGAUGAAGUGAAGUUUCUUCUCCUAUUCUUGAUCUAAUGGAAGGUACUUUUUCUUUUUCACAAAUUAUUUAAUGAGUUUAUUGCUUUUCAUGGUCAGCUCCAACAAGUUAAGUGAAGACAUUUACUAGCUUUCUUGCAUUGGGAGGAGUCUGGAAUUUCGCAAGUGAUUCCAAUCACGUAAUUGAGGUCCCCCCUCUUUAUAUGAAGUCUCAAUCUAAUUAGUUAGAACUUAGAAUCAGUGAAUUAUUUUGUCAGCAUGUUCCAGGAUUUCUCCUUCCAUUUUAAAUGGAAGACCAAAAAUGGAAUGAGAUAAAGGUAAACAGAAAAAGUAAAACAUUAAAUGCGAGAUGAGAAAAGGUUGUAAAAAUAGAUAGUAAUCCGGAAUUGAACAAAGGUAUUUUAGAAGAAGUUAAAAGAGUUAGGAUAGCUACAGUUUGUCUCAAUGAGGUGGUUGAUUGUCGGGUUUCAGUCUCUCUCUCUCUCUGUCUCUCUCUCUCUCUAUAUAUAUAUAUAUAUAUAUAUAUUAUAUGCAGGCUCUAGAUUACAAUGACAGGCUUCAAAAGGAAAAGGAAUCUUUCUUUUCUUUUUAUCUAUGAAAACAUAACAAACCCAUCAACAUUAUCAAACAAUCCCAGUUAUGAUGACAUUAUGAAGUAGAAGAGGAAAAAUAAAAGCUUGAAAAAAAUGAAUGGUAGAUUAUAUGAUGAGCUGAAUCAAUCAGCCAAGAAUGAGAGAGAGAGGUACGUCAUUGAAAAAGGAGAAUAUGUCCAUCUUUGGCAGGCCCCAAAAGUAAUGGAGUAGCCUCAUUAUAGAUAAGUGGACCACAAAAGAACAACAGGGAUUGUUUCAUCUUUGGUUAAUGUGAUUUAGACAUUUCUUUCUUUCCAUUUUCUAUAAAAUCAUGAGAUAAAACGCUCAAUGGGGUUACUUAACUCCAUUGGCUAGAUAAUUAAGGUUACUGUUCAUUAAGGGGUCAAUUUCUUGGAGGUGGUAGUAGUACAUGUUUUGUUGCGUUUGGCUAUCCCAAACCGAAGCCAUGAAUUGGGUUAACCUCUUACAAGAAAACAACACAUAUAGUUGGCCUAUUUGAUUUGACAGAUUGUAGCAUUCACCCAAAAAAAGGAAAAAGCAAAGCAAAGACAAGAAAGUAAGUUUUAACGUAUUGAAACAGCCAAUGAAGCAAGGACUUGAUUGAAUUCAAUCGAAGUCUGGCUAGCUAUAGCUAUUUCAGGCUGACCUUUCUUGUUCAAGCAUACAUAAGCAAUAUCAGAUAUUAUCUAAUGAAAUUCCUUUUCCACUUUGCUAUCACAAAUUUUCAGAAAUCAAAUAUAUUUGUAAAAGCUAAAAAUAUAACACCGCAGUUUUUAUGUGAUUGGGAUGUUAAUAAAUUUUAGUCCGCGAGUUAAUAUUAUUACAAUAAAAUUAAAAUUUGUUUUAUGAUUUAUUUAAUUUUUCAAUUUAUGUCCUUUUAUUAUAUAUAGUGAAACCGAAAAAGAAGAGCAACAAAACACUAAAUAACAUAGGACACCAUGGGUGGAAAUUAAAAUCGUUAUCAAAGGCUGGUCGUGCUACGUUGAUCAAAUCGGCGGGGCUUGCUUUGCCUGUUUACACGAUGCAGACGACAAAGCUUUCUAAAAAGCUUGCAUCUAGGAUUGAUGGUAUGGUGAGGGACUUCUGGUGGGGCUGUGGACAAGGUAAUAGAGGCAUCUGUCUUAAAGCUUGGGACCAGUUGUGCCUUCCCAAGUCCUGUGGGGGGCUUGGCUUUAGAAAGACUGUGGAGAUGAACCAGGCAUUGCUGGCCAAGUGGGGUUGGGCUCUGCUUACUGAGGAAAAGUCGCCGUGCUGUAAUGUUCUCAGAUCUAAAUACCUUAAGGGUAAACAGUUUUUUGACUGUGAGGUUAAGAGCUCUGAUUCUUGGUUUUGGAGAAAUGUGGUGCGAUGAAAAGAGAUUUUAAGAAAAGGGGCGUGCAAGCUAAUAUCCGAUGGGAGAGAGACAAGUAUUUGGGAUGACCCUUGGGUUAUCCAUGGUAUGGAAUUUUACCCUAAGUCCAAUUAUCGUCAACAGCGGGGCUUAGAGAAAGUGUCGGAUCUACUUCUACCUGACGGAAAUUGGGACACACCCAAGCUCCACAACCUUUUUGACCAGGAAACUGUUAGUAACAUCUUAAGAGGCGGUAUUCCGAGUGGCCAGGGAAGGGAUAGAUGGGUCUAGACAAAAGAAUCAAAUGGUCUGUUUUCAACCAAGUCUGCCUAUCUUAUUCAAGCCCUUGACCGGGAUCCCUAGUGCAACAUUGCUCUGGCACUAUGGAACAAACUUUAGAACUCAAAGAUUUUGGAGCGACACAAGGUCCAUUGGUGGAGUAUCCUUUCUAAUGCUCUACCCUUACGAGACCCUCUUGCUAAGAGAAUGGGUUUUGAGGAGGUUUCCCGCCCUAUUUGUGGGGAGGCUGAGGAGACCACAUAACACUUGUUCUUGUAUUGUAACUUUGCCUUCCACCUUUGGCGAUCUUCUCCUUGGGGGGUUAUGCCUGUUCUGGAUUCAGGAGCCCGAAUGUGGGACUGGGUUACUUUUCUUUGGAAUCUUAAAUCCAGAGGAGUUGAUACUAAUGAGCUGUUCCUCUAUGCCUCGAUUGUGGUAGAUACGAUUUGGAGGGCCCGUAACGACAAGUCUGUUGGGACUCAGGUUUGGUCUCCGCCACUGGAAGAUUGGGUUAAAAUCAACUGCGAUGUCAAAGUUGGAGGUGACACUAUAUGUGCUGUGGCGAUUGCGAGAGACCAUAACGAAUCAGCAUUGUGGGUGGCAGUUAAAAGGCUACACUUCUUUGACCCACUCGCUGGAGAAGCUGCGGCCUGUCUUUUAGCCAUGGAGACGGCGGUCUCAUUGCAUCAUCCUUUUGUUUUGGUGGAGAGUGAUUCAGAGAUUGUUAUUAAGAACCUAAAAGGGGAUGACUCUAUUUGGGGGAUUGAGAACUAUGUGCGUCAUUGCAAGCUCCUCUCUACUUUUAUGACUAAUUGUAAUUUCUCUUGUAUAGCUAGAAGCUGUAACUACGCGGCUCAUAAUGUGGCCAAAUGGGCGUUUGCCAACAAUGUUACGGGCAUGGUAGAGAUAUCUACUAUACCUAUUAAUAUCUUUUGUAAUGACUAUGAGGUCUAACUUCAAUUUUAUUUAUAAACGCAUUUUUCAAAAAAAAAAAAAAAACAUAGGACACCAAUCAACAUU
This is a messenger RNA of Cannabis sativa, 3305 nucleotides long. RefSeq lists its product as uncharacterized. NCBI's taxonomy places the organism in Eukaryota, Viridiplantae, Streptophyta, Magnoliopsida, Rosales, Cannabaceae. The record is from RefSeq and is a predicted model, not a curated record. The transcript has 2 exons. Gene Ontology annotation, molecular function: nucleic acid binding; RNA-DNA hybrid ribonuclease activity. Bases 2610 to 3239 code for a protein of 209 amino acids.